AUGACACACGAUAAUACUGGGCCCGUCAUUUCCAAGUUCAAAUCACUUGGCGCCACACGAAUUCACAACCCUCGUCAGCCCGUAUUCACUAUUGACCAUGAUGUACAAAACAAGACAGCCAAGAACCUCCAGAAAUAUGCCUCGAUCGAAGCGUUUGGGCGGACGCACGGGAUCGACUUUUACGGCGCGGGCCGAGGUAUUGGUCAUCAAGUCUUGGUCGAAGAGGGAUACGCAUUUCCCCAUACGCUCGUCGUUGCUUCUGAUUCACACUCCAAUAUGUACGGAGGAGUCGGAUGUGUUGGGACCCCUGUGGUCAGGACGGAUGCAGCAGCAUUAUGGGCGACGGGAAAGACAUGGUGGCAGGUUCCGCGCAUGAUCAAAGUCGAACUAAUGGGCAAGUUGGCCCCUGGUGUAACGGGAAAAGAUAUCAUCGUCGCCUUGUGUGGCCUUUUCAACAAGGACGAGGUGCUGAAUGCUGCCAUUGAGUUCCAUGGAGACGGAAUUGAGGCGUUGGGAAUCGACGAGCGACUGGCAGUAGCCAAUAUGACGACGGAAUGGGGUGCGCUGGCUGGCGUAUUCCCGGUUGACGAGCCACUUCUGGAUUGGUACAAGAAGGCAGUGGAUAAGAUGACCCUAAGAACUUUUUCAGGAGCAUCUAGUUCACUUCCCCCUCCCCCCGAACACCCCCGACUUAACGAGGAAUACUCGUCCCACCUAACACUCGACCUUUCUACACUUGUUCCAUACGUUUCCGGUCCCAACAGCGUCAAGGUAGCAACAGCAUUGCCUAAACUUGCUCAAGAUAAUAUCAAAAUCAACAAGGCCUACCUCGUUAGUUGCACCAAUGCUCGAGCUUCCGACCUUAAGGCCGCAGCUCAGGUCGUCAAGGGACGCAAGGUAGCGACUGGGGUCGAGUUCUAUAUUGCGGCAGCGAGCAGCAAAGUUCAGGCUGAGGUGGAGAAAUCAGGCGACUGGGGUGCGUUACUAUCAGCUGGCGCUAAGCCUCUACCAGCAGGCUGCGGGCCAUGCAUUGGGUUAGGAACCGGGCUUCUCGAGCCGGGAGAAGUUGGGAUUAGUGCGACAAAUCGAAACUAUAAGGGGCGAAUGGGUAGCCCGCAGGCUCAGGCAUAUCUAGCCAGCCCAGCAGUUGUUGCUGCGAGUGCAAUAAGAGGAGUUAUAUGCGGCCCGGAUUCUCUCGAUUUGAAUGCCCUUCCUCAGAACGAAAGGCCCGUGUUCACUUCAAGUACCCCUAAUACCAUACCUGGCGCUUCGACAUCUGCUUCACCUGCCGAACCGUUAGUCGACGGGUUUCCUCGGUCAUUCGGGGGGCCGAUUAUGUUUACACCCCAGGAUAACUUGAACACGGACGGGAUAUAUCCCGGAAAGUACACAUAUCAGGACGACAUUACACUCGAACGACAGGCCGAGGUUGUGAUGGAAAACUAUGAUCCUGCCUUUGCGAAGAAUGUUGCAGAAGUGCGAUCAAGUGGUAAAACAGCUGUCCUUGUUUCAGGAUACAAUUUCGGUACUGGCUCGUCGCGCGAGCAAGCGGCAACUGCGCUCAAGGCUGCAGGAGUUCCGCUCGUUAUUGCAGGCUCAUUCGGAGACAUAUUCAAACGCAAUUCCAUAAACAAUGGUCUAGUGUGCAUGGAAUGUCCCGAAUUAGUAGCAGACCUGACGGAAAAGUAUGCCAAGAGCGGCGCGCGGGGUAACGGCGGAGUUGAUGGAGAGUUGACGGUCCAACCGGGAUGGGAACUUGAUGUGGAUAUGCAGAGUGGGAAGAUCGAGGUCAAGCAGGGGGGCAAGGUCCUGCGCGAGUACCAGACACGGCCUGUAGGACCGAGUGUGCAGGAAUUAUGGGUAUGCGAUGGGCUCGAGGGAUAUGUACGAAAGUCGAUAGCCAGUAGUGUUUAG
Rhizoctonia solani is the source of this 1914-nucleotide messenger RNA. Its product is annotated as aconitate hydratase. Gene Ontology annotation, molecular function: 4 iron, 4 sulfur cluster binding; homoaconitate hydratase activity. The record is from RefSeq and is a predicted model, not a curated record. The transcript has 3 exons. Gene Ontology annotation, biological process: L-lysine biosynthetic process. Bases 1 to 1914 code for a protein of 637 amino acids. NCBI's taxonomy places the organism in Eukaryota, Fungi, Basidiomycota, Agaricomycetes, Cantharellales, Ceratobasidiaceae.